This is a messenger RNA of Eriocheir sinensis (Chinese mitten crab), 10821 nucleotides long. RefSeq names its product titin-like. The transcript has 17 exons. The coding region runs from base 688 to 8208 and encodes 2506 amino acids. Lineage: Eukaryota; Metazoa; Arthropoda; Malacostraca; Decapoda; Varunidae. Gene Ontology annotation, molecular function: protein binding. Gene Ontology annotation, biological process: chromatin remodeling. Gene Ontology annotation, cellular component: CERF complex. The record is from RefSeq and is a predicted model, not a curated record.
GUUAGUCUAUGGUGUGGAGACAGGUAUGGUGGUGGUGGUGGAGCGGUGUGUGAGGGCGAAUAAAGUAGAUGCUGGCCGCCUGUUAUAACACACACACACACACACACACACGCUAACGCAAUCUUAUACGCACGCCACACUCUCUCCUCACACCGUCCUAAGUGCGUGGUAGCGUUACCGAACCGCAUAGGCAGUCAACCAUACGCUUCUAUUAAAGUUCGAGCAUCCCAGCAUUUAAAGUGGCUAGCUCCCUUACCCUGCACGAUAAACCAGAGGUAAAAGUCGCCGUUCACCCUCUCCUCCCCUUUUCAAACCUCCCGCGCUCUCCUCCCCGGGCAUGCGCAGUGGGCCCGUUAGCCAACUUUCUUUAUUUUUUAGUUACCGCCUUUAAUAACUGCGACACUGCUCUCAGGCACACAGGUCAAAGGGUGAAGAGUCCUGAGAUGUGAAUGUGAUUUAUGUGCAGCAUGAAGCCAGUGAAAUAGAGGGUUGAGGUGAGAGAGAGCGCCAAAUAAUAGUCCCGUCAAAUGUUAACUCCCGCCAAAUAUUACUCCCGUUAAAUUUAGUCCUCCCUUCGAGAUGUCCCGGAUGUUGGUGGAGUCAGUAUCUGGUCUCUCGUGGUCGGGGCAGGGUGUGUUGUGUUGUUCUCUGGUCUAUUCCCAUGGAAGUUCCAUGGGUUGACGUAAGAUGGAGAGACAGAGAGCCAGCAUCAUGGAAAAGGGAAAAGACGGAGACGUUGAAGACAUCACAACGACGACAAAUGGGAGACUGUGGCAACCUUGGCUCAGUGCGGAGGAGGAGGAGGACCAUGAUUCACUGUUUCCUGCAUGCCGUCUCCCGGUGUACAUGAUCUCAGUCACAUCAGCAACUCUUCACACAAUAGAUAAGCGAAACCCAACUUUUUACGCAUUAGAUAUCCAGUCAUGGUGGGAGCUGCCAAGUAUUGCACAUUUUUGCUCACUCUUCAGGGCCGCAUUCGAUCUUCUUGACUUUGACAUCGAGGAGCUCGAGGAGGCCCUGCUGACCGAUGGCCUGGAGGACACGGGCAGCCCACUCCUGGUGGAGCUGACGGUGCGCCUCGUGCAGGGUUGCCUGCCGGGGAAAGCCGUCAACGCCACCAACUACCAGAGCUACCUGAGGAAGCUCUUCAAACACAAAUGUCAGGAGGACUCAACCAGAGAAAACCUGUUUGUGGAGGGGGACAUGCGAUGGCUGCCUCUUCGGAGAAAAGUCGAAAUCCUUCAUGCCCUUUGUGACUUUAGACUAGAAGCUGAAGACGUUCUUGAUCUCUUAAAAAACUUAGAAUCCGAUAGUUUAAGAGUGGAGCCCCUUGGGUACGAUGACAGUGGCUCCACCUACUGGUAUUUUUAUGGCACCCGACUCUAUCGGGAAGAUCAUUCUCUGUACCACCCACACAGACGGAAACCAAAGGAUAAAGACAAAGAAGAUAAAAGGAAAAAGAAACGAAAGAAAAAAGGGCAUAAAAAUGAGGAGAGUGAAGAGGAAGCAGACUUACCCAAGGCUGUGUGGCAGGUUCAGUGCUUUUCUGAGGAGGACUGGAAUGCACUGGCUGAGAAGUUUGAGGAGUGCUCCUCCAAGCUUGAACGGAGCUUGUUGCAGACUCUUCGUGAAGACUUCCUGCCAGAAAUUCCAAGACUCUUCCAAGAAAAAGAAAAGAUUCAGAGGAAGCGCAUGAUGGAAUUUGCCCCAAGAAGGUCUUCAGGUCGUGUUCAGAAGUUGAGGGAAAAGAAAGAAGAGGAGGAGAAAAAGAUGGCAAUUGAAAUUGUGGAGCAGGAAAAGAGAAGACAGUUAGAAGAGGAGAAGAAAAAGAAAAAGAAAGAAGAGGAAUCAGUUGCUGCUGAAAAGGUUGAAAGAAAAAUUGAGCGAGAGGUUCUGAAGGAAGAAGUAAUACAGGAGAAAACCUCACCGCCAAAGUUGAUUAAGUCGCCGCGGGAAAGGAGGAAGAGUGAGGGGCAGGAUUUUAAGAUUCGGGACAAAGUUGAACACAAAGUUGAACCCUCAAUAGACCUCUUUGAGGUUAAUGAUGCAUCUGACCACAACGAGAACAUUUGGGAGGAGCCAGUGAAAAAGAUAAAAAGUGGGCGACCAAGGAAAAGCAGUACUGAUGAGGCUGAGGACAAAGUUAAACCUAUCAAGCCAAGAAAACCAGGGAGAGGCAGGAAGCCUACAAAGAAACCUAUCUCACCAAAGGAAAUCACCAAGGAGGAGUUGAGUGAUGAAGAGAUGGAAGAGACCUCCAAACCUCAGGUGUACAGCGGACGCAAAACUAACAACUCCUUGUCGUCAGUUGCAUUUUCCCUCAAUAAUGCAGCUGUGGUGCCUGAACCAGCUGUCACCAGUGUCAACUCUGUCACGUCACCACCAACCAAGAAGAAGGUCAAAAGUGCCCACAUGGUUUUGCAAACAGAAGAUGACCUCAGGACAGGGAUGUACAAAGUUCUUGAGCAUCUGCGGGACCACGAGGAUGCUUGGCCCUUCCAUGACCCUGUUGAGGAAGAGUACGCGCCCAACUACUAUGCAGUGAUCCGCAGACCCAUGCACAUCUCCAGGAUGGAGGAACGACUGGAUGGCGGCUACUACACAAACCUGGCCAUGUUUGAGGGAGACUUUAAGCUUAUGAUGGAUAAUUGUAAACUUUAUAAUGGACCAGAAAGUGAAUAUACACACAUGGCUUACACAUUGGAGAAAGUGUUUGCAAAACUCAAGGCAAAAUAUCUUGAGGCAGACCUUUCCUCAGACGAAGAAAUGUACAUAGACAUGAGUUACCAACAGUCAGCCAAGAGAAAGAACAAGAGAAGAAGUAACAGUGAUGAAAAGGAAAACACAAGAAUAGAUAAUGGUAAGAUGCUGACCAAGAAGAGAGGACGCAAGAAGAAGAAAGUGGGACGGAAGCCUAAGGAAAAGCACAAAGAGGAAAUGGGCCUUACCUCUGAAAAAGACAAGGAUUGGAAGAAGAACAAAUUUAACAAAGAAAAAGACAAGGAGAAGACAAAGAAUAAAGACAAACCAAAGAUAGAUGAGUAUGAGUUUCGAGAUGACAAUGAUGACAUGGGGAGAGAAGAGGAAGAAGAGGAAGAAGAUGAUGAUGAUGAUGAUGAUGAUGAUGAUGAUGAUGAGUUCCCAGAGCCUCCACUGCUAGUGAGAGAAGAUCCUUACCCUGAAGAAGAUGAUGAGGAGGAGAUGGAUGGAGUGGAGGAAGCACUUGAACCUUCCUCCUUUGCUAACGAGUCACAUGGGGAGGAGGAAGAAGAAGCACCUCCUCCAGUGGUGGAGAAGGAAGAGAAGAAAGUGCCAAAGACCAAAACUGGAAGAACUAGAAAAGAGAAAGAAGAAGGCAAUAAAAAGUCAUCCUCGAGUGACCCUGUAGAGGAAGAUGAGGACGAUGAUGACAUGGAGCCAGAUGUGUGUAUGUACUACAACAACAACGAUUACCACAGUGAUGAGGAUGAGGACGAUGCAGCUGAGGUGGCAGAUGGAGAGAUGGAGGACAGGGAGGAGGAAGAGGGAGAGGGAAAGGGAGAGGGAGAGGGAGAGGAAGAGGAAGAGAGGAAUACUACUGACUAUCUAAGUGAGAGGCACAGUGAACUCUUUGGGGAGAUUGAUGAUAUUGAUGAUGAAGAAGAGGGGGAGGUCGAGGCAGUGACAGCAGCAGUGGAUGGGGAUGUUAAGGGUGGUGAGAAAGGGAAGCACAACCACCUGGGGAAGGCAAGCAAGAAAAAGGGUGGCACUAGCGGCGGCAAAGACAAGGAGAAGAAGAAACACAAGCAUGGUGAAAAGCAUGACAAACACCACCACCACCACCACCAUCAUCACCACCAUCACCACCACCACAAGAGCAAAAAUAAGGAAGGGAAGCACCAUAAAAAGAAGAACAAGCAUACGGCCGAGAAGGACUCCAAGAAAAUCCUGAAGGUGGAGGAUGUGUAUGACUACUCUGAGGAGGAAGACCCAGGAGAGCAGGUUGUUGAGCCUGAAGUGCCUGAAGGUGCGCCGGUCAAGGUGAAGGAGGAGACGGGCAAGAAGAAGAAGAAGAUCAAGCACCGUGGGAAGCACGAGAAGCACGGCAAGCACCACGACAAACAGGAGCGCCACAAGGAGGGCAAAGUUAAGGAAGGCAAAAAGGAAGGGAAGAAGAAAAAUAGCAAGAAAAAGAAGAUCCCUGCAAAAAAUAUGGCAGCAAUUGAUGCUCUCUCUCAAGCAACUGAGCAGACUUUGAAGGACAUAACAACGAUGCUUGAUGAAUCCAACGUUCCGCGCAUCAGUGAGUACUCCUCCGCCAGCAACUCACCCUCCCGCAAAGUCACUGCAGAAGAAUUUGAGGCCAUUGCUUAUAAGAUUGAGGCAGAGUACAGAAGGAAACUGAUGAUGGAUGAGCCAAAGGAUAAAGACAAGAAAGCACACAAAAAGAAAAAGAGAAAGAAUGCAGAUGGAGCAGAGGGAGAAGAACCCAAGAAGAAGAAAAUAAAGAAAGAAAAGAAACCUGAAAGUGACAAGGACAGCCUAGAUAACACUAAAGAGUUAUUCAAAGACAUUAAGGAUGGAAGGAUAAAACCAGGGGCCAUAAUAAAGUCCAAAGACAUAGCAAAGAAAGAGGGUGUGGUUAAAAAGGAGACAAAGAGUUCCACGGAGGGAAAGCCUAAAGCGAAGACUAACCCUUUUGGGAAGAUCAAUAAGCAGGAGCACUCCAAGCUAACCACACUGAUAGCAAAAGCCAAAGAAUCACGUAUAGGCCUUGUACCCAACAGCGAAGUAGGAGAUAGUCCAAAGCUUAGUCUGGGCAGCAUCAUUCUCUCAGGAGACAUUGGCACAGGCAUGAAAUCUACCCAUGAAGCCAACAGCACGGAUGAUGAAGAAAAGUGGGAAUCUAAAGAAAAGUGGGACAGCCCCUUUGAGAACAGGUGGGAGAAAGUGCCGGAGAAAGAGGAAGCUCCAUCUGUGAGAGAAGAAGAUGAGAAAGAAGAAAUUCCUGAAGUGGAGGAUUUUAGUGAACGAAUAUGUGAAGAACCUCCACCAACACCUCGGGCACCAGAAAUAAAGCAGGAAAGGGCAACUCCCAAUCUGAGUGCAUGGUUUAAAGCUUUUGGCACACCCAAGCUGUCAUCUGCUGGGCCUAAAAAGAUGCCUGAUGACAUGAUGGGCAGUCCCAAGGAAAUGGAUGACUCAGAGAUCAUCAAUGUGGAAGAUGAGGGGGAUGUUGACGUUGGUGAGCCUUGUCCACUGGAUGAGCCACCACCGUCACUGCUUCCCCCCGGCAGCCCUGAGCCGCCUGUGUCUCCAGAGCCUCCCAUCUCCCCAGAGAAACCACCAGAAACUCCUUGGUAUGAGAAACUAGAUGAAAAACUGGAGGAUGAACCAAUUUGGAAGAAAAUGAAGAUGAGAGACCAAGGAUACACGGUUGUGGACAGCAGGAUGCCUGAUGAGGAGGACGACCCAUACAAGUUUGAGGAGGAAGAGUUAGACCGUGCGCGGGAGGAAGCCAAGAAGCUUGAAGUGGAGCGACAACGAAAGGCAUCCGUGUCAUCCUCGGGCGUGUCGGAUCGCUCGCCCCUCAACCAUAGCUUUGACUCUGAUCGUUCCCCUGCAGCAUUUUCGUCGGAAGGGGAGCGCUCCCCCAUGACCAGGUCUCCUCACACACCAGGAUUUGGUUCUAAACAGUUUUCACCGGUCCCAGAAAAGUCUCCGAGUGUUCCAGCUUAUUCUCCAAGAUAUGAAAAUGCAUUAUCUAAAACAUUCCCAUCCUAUGAUCCAGAUAAGUCGAAAUAUCAGGCUAAUGGGGCAAUAAAGGUAGGUUUCUAUCAAGACAUGACAGACAAACCCAACACUGACAAACCAGAGAAAAAGAGUGCAGAUCAAAAACCAGCAGAAUCACCAGUUUAUAGUCCCACUGUGCCAUACAUGAGUUCAUUUUACUCUAACAAAGCAGAAGCUAAUAAGAAGCAAAAGUCUCCUGCUGGUUAUGCUAGUUUUUACAGCUCAGAAUCCAAUCUUGAUAAAGCCAAGACUCCAAAUUACUACUCAGCGUCUGCUCCAGCCACUCCAACCGAUAAACCGUCCCCUGCUGCUGCAGUGGUAACUGAACCCACAGAAAAGCCUAAGCCGCAGUAUGGCUAUUAUUCAUAUGAUACCAAUAAGCCUCUUACUGAUCAGUAUAAAAGCACUGGAUCAGUACCACCACCACAGCCUGCAAAGAAACCACCAGGAUAUUACAAUGCUCAUGAUGGUCCCAAGAAGCAGCCAGCAUCACUGUCCCCUGCAGCCCAGUCUGGUCCACUCUCCACUGAUCUAGCAUCUCCAGGUCAGGUUGCUUUACCAAUAUCAAGUCCAGUUUUACCCAGCAAAACAGAAAUGCAGCCUCUGAAGAAGAGAGCAGCUAUUGACCGAGGUGGACAAGAUUAUUCUUCUAGCGCACCGGUGUCAGUGAGACCUGAAGUUCCUGUUGGUGGACUUACACCACCUUGGACAGAACCUAAAUCUGUAGAGGAGACCACAGCCCCUCCCAGUGUUUCAGUUCCCUUCUCACCUCAUGCCCCAGCUUUGCCUGCCAACCUAGCUAACUUGUCUCAAAUAGUUUCCCGCAUCACAGAACCAGAAUCUAGCAGAACUAUUGAAAAGGAGUCUGCCAAGACUCCAACUGAAUCUCAACGUGCCCCUCCCACCUAUCCAACUCCAGACCCUGCCAUUGGGAAGACUUUACCAUCUCCUUUGUAUGGUGUGUCUGGAGGACAGACUCCCACACAAAGUCAAGUUUUAGAAUUAGAUCGUAGUGGAAUAAGUUCUGUAAGUGAUAUCAAUGACUUGCACUCACCGGGCUUAUCAGUUCCCGGACGGGUGCCACCAGCAGACCUUUCCCGCCAACUAGAAGCUGAACAGCUCCAAGACAGAUCUGUUCAACCCAACUAUCAUCAGCAGAUCACAAGUCCUCACAUGCAAACACAGCCAGGCUUAGCAUCACCACAGCAGUUGUCCAAAGGUCCACAAACACCACAGUCACAGUUGCACACUGGCCCACAGCCUCCAGCAGCACAUCAGAAGCCAGCAGAGGUUACGCGCCCAGCCAGCCGGGACCUUCCCCCCGCUCAUGUCACUGAUAAAUCUCACAUGUACCUGCCACAGAAAAGCAUAUGGAGCACCACUUUAGCAACAAGUUUAGCUUCAAGUCUAGCCUCCAGCUUACCAUCCAAUAUUGUCACUAGUUUAUCAACAAGUUUAGGUACAAGUUUAGCUACCACCUCUGUGAUUGCUUCCCUACAAAAGAUGGGAUCAUUACCAGCUGACCGUCUGACACUCGAUCGUGCAGCUUUUGCCACUCUCGCUAGUCGCAGUGGACAGGCAAACAUUUUCUCGCAUGAAUUAUUACCCAGAGGGUCAGUUGGUGCUGGACAGACUCAGGUGGGGCCUGGCCCAAGUAGUGGAGGUUCAUCAGGAGGAAGCAGCUCAACUGGUACUGCAGCCACAAGCAGAUCUGCAUCUAGUUCUGGUAGUGCUGCAGGAGGGUCGGCUUCUGCAGCCAGUAAUAGCGUAGAGUUGGGAAUUGGACGUUCUUAUGCUAACAUGAUGACUGGUCAGUCUUCCCCUUUGUUUGGCCGUGCAGAAGGAGCCCUUACUCCUGGACCUCUGCCACGUCCACUUUCUGGCUCUUCUUCCCCAUUCCUGUCACAAUCACCAGGGUUGAGUGCUGCCUUGGGCCUGCCUGGGGCACCACGCACUCCUACUCCUGCUCACCAACAGUCUCAUCAAACUUUAUCUGGAUUAAGUCAAGGUACUUUUCCAUCAUUAUCUCGUGAUCCAAGAGAUCCUAUUUCUCAGUCUCAUCCAUCUCUUCAGAUUCCCAGUCUUAAUUCAAUAGCUUCCAGUCAAGCUCAGACACUUGGCCACCUCAACGCUGCCAGUCUUGCAUCCUACUCCAGUCGAGAUUCAUUGGCACUGAUGAACCAAGGGAGUCGCGGUCCACUAGCAAGUGGUCUUGUAGAUCCCACAUCCCAGUUUUACCAGCAGAUCUUUCAACAGCGCCAGGCCCAAGAGGAACUUUUGCUGAGAACUGCUGGAGCCCACCCUCAGCUGGCUGCCCACCAGUCCAUGAUGUUCCAGCAGGGGCUCAUGAGUGCAGCCGGUUUGUCCUCAGGCUACCCUCCCUCCCUUGGCCUCAGGCCAGGGUCUUACCAAGGAAUGAAUAGACCAUGGCUCUGAAAGCAUGAUCCCACCUCAAAGCUAAAAGUCCACCAUGGUUAUAAGAAUGCAGGUCCUGUUAAUUUUAUGUAGUUUUAGUUCAUUUUAUGGGUUACCUGUUGCCUCAAUAUUCCUUAAAGGUGGUGUCUCAUAAUAACAGCUUUCUUCAGGAUUGUUAUUAUCAUAUUGUAAUAAGCUGUCAUGUGCAAUAUUAUGAUGUGAGAAAGAAACAGCAUUUUCAUGCUGCAGGUGCUCAUAAUAUAUUGGCAUGUUUUGUAGUUCAUUGGAGCUAAUAAUGGAGUGGGAUUUUGACAAAAUAAAAUGAAAAUGUUGUCAAUGUAAUAUAGUGUUGGUGACAAAGUCUUUGCUGAUCAGUCUUAGAAUGACAGUUUUUAGCAAUGUAGCAUAAGAUAGACAAGUCCUCAGUGCAGAAAUACUAGCACCAAAGUGUAAUAAGUUUUAGUUGAACACAAACACCUAAUGUUAAAGAUUUUGUAAUGUAUAUAUCCAAGUAUUUUGUAGUAAAACUGAAGCAGAACUGCCAUUGACUGAGCAUAUAAUAGAUUAAUUAGAAUGCAUCUUUGUGGCCUGAACUUCAGAAUGCUCACCCAAUUAUUUCUCAGCAUUUGUGUUCUUUUUUUACAAGUCUUUAGCCCGUAGUUUCUUUCUAGAAAGUUUGUUUGCUGCCAUUCGAAAUUCAGUGACUUAAAACACUCCAAGGGAAAAUUAUAUUAAUUCAACUUGGCUGCACAACCUUUUAUUCACUGUCAUUGCCAGCAGUUUCCAUUUUAAAUGUCAAGAUUGCCAAGAACAAAUUUUGCAUAUUGUUUAUCUAAAACUCUCUCUGAGAAACAUUAGUGGUGAAAUAUUUUGAAAGGAGAUACAUGAUACUGUUAUUUUUAUCAAUUUGUUUCUAAGUACAUCAUUUGGCUAAGAGGGGAAGGCAAGAGGAAGCUUUUAUUUCGUGAGACAUCACCCUUGAGACUUGUUUUUCCUGACUCUGGCUUGCAGUGUCUUGCAGCAGCAGAGUGCAAUAGGUUAAGUUAUUUUCUCUUUUUUUUUGUUUUUUUUUUUUUUUUCAGAGAACUAUUUUUAUAUUUACUCAAAGCAGUAUUUAAAAUAUUUUAUUUAUUUACACUAAAGAAGGCAUUUUAACAUACUAUGAAUCAUUGUUUUAUUGUGAUUUUAUUGAUAUACAGGUAGAAUUGUGAGGAGUGAAUGCUGCCAGUAGAUAUGUAUUAUACUGUUACUCUUUGUUGUGCCACAUGCACUGCAGGCAGCUGACUUUGUCACAAGACUUUUUGUACAAAAUUGUGAUUUCUUUUAAAUAAGUUUGACACAUCUGUUUCACAGCAGCUAUAAGGCUUACUUUUUACCUGGUGGGAUUAUUGAGAAAAGGUAAUCCUUUUUGUCAGUUCUUCAUUAAGUUCUGGGAAGUUUGUCCCCAUAAUACUCAGUCAAUAUAAAUUUUGUAGUAAAUGUACCUGACAACACCUAGGGAUGUUUGGGCCAUGGGCAAGAGAGGGGACACGAAUGUAAUGUUAGUGUGGUGUUGUAACUGAAUUACUGAUUUUGUUGGUGCUGGGCUGUGGUGGCUCUGGUAUGUGUAUCACUGGAGGUGUGGCAUGCACGACUACCAGUACAAAAUCUGCCUAAAGAAGUUGGCUUCUGGCAUGUAACUCAUAGCCUGACUUUAUAUUACUUAUGGUUUCAGACACCACAUUUCCCAGACCGUUGCGCUAAGUGGUGUACUCUAGAGCCUGCUAGCAAACACUUGCUCUGAAGCAUCAUCCUAUGAGCAGAAAAUUUGUGGACUUCCAAGUUCUCUUAUUUGUGGGAAGUAUUCAUAAUAACUGUGUAUAUUGACCUCAGUUGGUUUAUUUUAAUGCUUCAAUUAAAAUAAUUGAAUGAUUUUAGCAUACUUAAAUAUAAUGAAAGUUUUAAGCUAUCAACUUGAAGUUUUGUGGAGUUACCUUUUUUAAUAGUAAUGCUUAUCAGCUCCCCUUAGAGUAAGGUUUGUAAGUCUUGAGUCUGGCAUCUCAGAGUGUAGAUCAUCAUUCAUUCAUCAAGCUAUGGCCUGCUCUCUUUUCUGCCUGCAGCAUCUGAAGGUUUAAGAAAUUUGAGGACUUUUGUAGCUAGUACAUAAUAACAUGUAAUAUUCAUCAAUGUCCACAUCUUUUUUGUAUCACUGCCUUUUACUGUGUUGAUACUGAAGCCUGGCAAAUCUGUCCCAUUACUCAGUCUUAGCUGGCAGGGACCCAACACUGGGACUCUGCACUGCAGUCCAAGUCAUUUCAGAUACAGUAAAAUAAAUUUAAAGUGUUUCAAUCAAAAUGUCCAACAAAUAUUCAAACCCAAUUAGUUUUUAAGCUGAAAAAGUUGGUGGUACAGCUGGUGGAGGGAGAGCUUGUCAUAAGUAAUGCACAUUUUUUCCCAUCCUUUAGUCGACCAUGACCAGUUGUGUCCCACCGGGUGAAGCACUCAGCUGCAGCAAGGGGAUGUAAAUAGCCUAUUUUUGAAAUUGUGUACAAAUGAGGAAGUCUGUACAUAUGUAUAUAUAUAUACAUACUAUAAAUAUAUAUAUAUAUAUGAAAAUAAGAAAUAAAAGCUGUUUCUAUACAUACCAUAAUGAAA